AUGUCCUCGGUGGUGGCCCCGCUGUCCCCAGGGGACAGCAGGGCCACCCCUGCCCUUUGUCCCUUCUGGGCCCUCGGUGUCCCCACCCUGUCCAGGGGACACCUGGGGUGCUGCCACCUGACUGGGGACACCCCAAAAUUUGGGACACCCCAAAGUGGUGGCACCUCAAAAUUUGGGGACACCCCGAGCUGGGGACACCCAGAAUUGUCCCCUCAGGCACGGGGGGUGGUGGCUUUGGGGUGGAGGGACCUGGUCCCGUAUGAAGCCCCUGGGGACACCUUGGGGACAUUCUUGGGGCCACCUUGGGGACACUCCUGGGGACAUUCCCGGUGCUCCAGAGCCUCUGGAAUCGGUGACAUUGGUGUCCCCAGGGUGGUGACAGAGCCUGCUGGGUCCUUGCCCUGUCCCCACCCUUGGGGACACCUUGGGGACACUCCCAGGGCCAUUCCCAGGGACACUCCCAGGGACACCUCAGGGACACCUUGGGGACACUCCCAGAGACGUCUUGGGGACACCUCGAGGACACCUUGGGGACACUCCCAGAGACGUCUUGGGGACACCUCGAGGACACCUUGGGGACACUCCCAGGGCCAUUCCCAGGGACACCUUGGGGACACUCCCAGAGACAUCUUGGGGACACCUCAGGGACACCUUGGGGACACUCCCAGAGACGUCUUGGUGCCACUCUCAGAGACAUCUUGGGGACACUCCCAGGUUCAUCUUGGGGACACUCCCAAGGCCACCUCAGGGCCGUUCCUGGGGACACUUCAGGGACAUUCCCAGGGCUGCCUCGGGGCCACCUUGGGGACAUUCCCGGGGCCACCUUGGGGCCAUUUUGGGGACAUUCCCAGGGCCACCUUGGGGCCAUUUUGGGGACAUUCCCGGGGCCACCUCAGGGCCACCUUGGGGACAUUCCCAGGGCCACCUUGGGGACACUCCCGGGGCCACCUUGGGGCCAUUUUGGGGACAUUCCCAGGGCCACCUCAGGGCCACCUUGGGCACACUCCCGGGGCCACCUCGGGGCCACUUUAGGGACAUUCUCGGCGCCAUUUUGGGGACACUCCCGGGGCCACCUUGGGGACAUUCCCGGGGCCACUUUGGGGACAUUUUCGGGGCCACCUUGGGGACAUUCCCGGUGCUCCAGAGCCUCUGGACUUGGUGACAUCGCUGUCCCCAAAGUGGUGGCCCAAACGGGGACACCGCAGCUCCUGCCACCCUUUUAUUUCCUUUUUUUUUUUCCCUUUUUUUUUUUCUUUCUUUUUCCUCCUUUCCCCCUCGAUUUUUCUUUUUCUUUUCGGUUCAUUUCCGUUGUUUUUUUUUUUUUCCUUGCUUUGGGAAGCUCCUCCCUCGCCGUGAAAUAACAAUCGUGGUAACCACA
Molecule: messenger RNA, 1378 nt
Organism: Agelaius phoeniceus (red-winged blackbird)
Lineage: Eukaryota; Metazoa; Chordata; Aves; Passeriformes; Icteridae
Source: RefSeq, a predicted model, not a curated record